CGGUGGCUAAAAGCGAUAAUUGAUUUGAUUGAUCAACUUAAAUCAACUCUUCACUUUGCGAGUGGUCACUUCGCAUGAAGUGUAGGCGCAGAAAAGAGGUGUUUUGCAGUUUAGGAAGGAACGGAUUGAAGGGGAAACGAGCCGCGAUACCAGCUCGUACCAUUUGUAGGAUCAAAAGCUCAGAAACUUCAAAGAGGAGAUCGCCUGCAAAAGAAAACAGAAUGAUGUCUCCACGAGCAGGAGAUGCAGGCUGUUAAGAAAUACAUCACUUGUUUUAUAUAGAGGAACAUGUGGGGGUGGACGCAAAUAAUUUGUAAUGCUGAAAUAUGAGAGAGCGAAACUGAGGCGGGUGAAUCGGGCACGCCAAAGGGGAGACAGUGUGUGUGUGUGUUCAGUGAAGUUAAGCUUACCAAAAAACCUGCAAGGAACAGGAUUUCUCAAAGUGGGGUAAAACUUGACGCAUAUUCGCUGACACAAGGGGGGAAUCGAGCGGCCGCUUUCCCUCGCUUCUUCCAAACACGCUUCAGCGCAGCGCGCGCUUCAGCACCCCUCGGCGUCUCGCCUUUAUAACACUUAUUAUCAGGCGCCUUUGAGAACGGAGAAGUUGCGGCGUCCCACGCUACGUCCAAGUGAAGAUUACAAUGAAAGUGGCGAAGUUCCGCCGAGCAUCAUGGAUUCUUUCAUUGACUGUUUACAUCUGUAUUGUCACUGAAAGUUAUUCACAAGAAAGGCAGGGGUAUCUGAUCGCUGCUCCCUCUGUGUUCCGUGCGGGUGUGGAGGAAGCUCUGAGCGUUACCAUCUUCAACGCCGUGGCGGACACGCAUGUGCAGGUGCAGUUGUCCGUGAAAGGCGAGGCCGUGGCCCACAGCCAUGGCACCGUGCGCGACAAAGGCACAAUCAAAUUGAAGGUGCCCCCCGGGCUGCGUGGACAGGCCCACCUGAAGGUGUGGGGCAACCGGCAGCUGACGGAGGAGGGCUACAUCUUUCAGAAUUACACCACCGUAACGGUGGACAGCAAAGGCACAGCCGUCUUCAUCCAGACGGACAAGCCGGUGUACAGACCCCGGCAGAAAGUGCUUAUUAAUGUGUAUUCAGUCAUGCCAGACCUGAGGCCAGCGAAUGACAAGAUGGACGCUUACGUUGUGGACCCGCGAGGAUCCCGGAUGAUUCAGUGGACAGACCCCAAACCUUUGUGUUGUGGAAUCGUGAAUGUGAGUUUCCCCCUGUCGGACCAGCCGGUGUUUGGCGAGUGGCUCAUCUUCGUGGAGAUGCAGGGACACACUUACAACAAGUCCUUUGAGGUGCAGAAGUAUGUGAUGCCCAAGUUUGAGUUGAUUAUCGAUCCGCCCCGAUACAUCCGUGACCUGAACGCAUGUGAACAGGCGACAGUGCAUGCCAGGUACACAUUUGGGAAACCAGUAGUGGGCAAGCUGACGGUGAACAUGACGGUGAACGGAGUGGGAUAUUACCGUCAUGAACUGGGCCAUCCAGUGGUGAAGACCAUGGACAUCAAAGGAUCUGUGACCUUUGACCUCUGCGUACGGGAAAUGAUGCCCGUCGACGUGGCUGACCACUUCCGGGGCACGGUCAACAUAUGGGCGUCAGUGAACAGUGUGGAUGGGGGACGGCAGACCAUGGUCCAUGACUCGACACCUGUCCAUAAGCAGCUGAUCGACAUAAAGUACUCCAAGGACACGCGCAAGCAGUUCAAACCUGGUCUACCCUACAAAGGCAAGGUGGAGGUGACCUACCCAGAUGGGAGCCCGGCGGACGGGGUUAAGGUGAGAGUAAAGGCUGAGCUGACGCCCAAGGACAACGUGUACACCAGCGAGCUGACGUCCAGAUCGGGCCAGGCCGUUUUCGAGAUUCCCUCAAUCCCUACGGCCGCUCAGUAUGUCUGGUUGGAGACCAAGGUCACGGCGAUUGGCGGCAGGCCAGCUGGAGACCAGUACCUUCCUAAUUACUUGUCAAUCAGCAGCUGGUAUUCACCCAGCAAGUGUCACAUCCAGCUACAGAGUCCCAGUAGACCUCUGCAGGUUGGUCAGGAGGCUGAGAUUGCUCUGAAAUCUACCUGCCCCUGUAACUUCACACUGCACUAUGAGAUAGCUUCACGCGGAAACAUUGUACAGUCUGGUAAACAGCUGGCGAAUGUCACCAAUCACCGUGCCAAGAGAGCAACUGUCACCUUUGACAAAAAUAUCCACGCCACGUUGCCCCCUAGUGGCUCUGCCUCUGCAGCCUCUUCGGCACACAGUGAGGCAGACGUUUGCGUUUCCGCUCUGGCCUUCGCUGUCACUCCCAGUAUGACGCCGCUCAGUCGCUUACUGGUGUACUACGUGCGGGAGAACGGGGAGGGAGUGACCGACAGCCUGCAGAUUCCCGUGCAGCCCAGCUUCGAGAAUCAGGUGUCUGUCUCUCUUUCUACCAACGAGUCGAUGCCAGGUGAACCUGUCAGUCUGCGGGUCAAAGGUGAGAAGGGAUCCUGUGUCUGCGUGGCCGCUGUGGACAAGAGUCUCUAUCUCGUCAAACCUGGCUUCCAGCUCAGCAUAGACAAGGUGUUCAGGGAGCUUGUUGAAUUUGACGUGUCUGAUGCCUUUGGAGCACCCAAGGACGACGGACACUUUUGGUGGCCAGGACUGUCAUCGCGUCGAAAGAGGCGCUCGUCAGUGUUCCCCUGGCACUGGGACAUCACCAAAGAUGCCCGCUUUGCCUUCACGGAAGCCGGCCUGGUAGUGAUGACUGACUUGGUGAGCCUCAAUCACCGGCAGAGCGGGGGCAUGUACACCGAUGAAGCCGUGCCAGCCUUCCAGCCCCAUACGGCCACGCUGGUGGCCUCGCUGCCCCCCCGCGCCGUGCCCAGGGCAGAGAAACGCAGGCGCACGUUUUUCCCGGAGACGUGGGUAUGGAUCUGCCUCAACAUCAGCAAUGUAACUGGAGAAGCUGAGCUGCAAUUGGACGUUCCCGAUUCCAUUACUACCUGGGUGACCGAGGCGAUUGGCUUGUCAGAGGAAAAGGGGUUGGGCCUGGCCCAGAGGGCGGAGCUGCGUACAUUUAAGCCAUUCUUUGUGGACUUCACUCUGCCGUACAGCGUCAUCCGCGGGGAGCAGACCAAAGUGCCCCUUACAGUCUAUAACUACCUGCCCUCCUGUGCAGAGGUCUAUGUCAAGGUAUCUGUGCCCAAAGGGAUCAAGUUUGUGGGGCACCCUGGAAAGUAUUACCUGACCCGCAAGAAGUGUGUUGCUGCGGGGGAGGUCACCCCCACAUCCAUCGUCCUGUCUUUCGCUGAACUGGGCGCAUCAAACAUCACAGCACGUGCCGUGGCCUACAGUGAACCAGGGUGCUGCAGCGAUGCGUUCCAGGCCACCAGACCAGGGAGAGGACCUGAGGAGACGGAGGACCGGAGGACACCUAUCGGCAUGGACUUUGUGCGCCGGAGCGUGCUGGUGGAGCCAGAGGGCGUACCCAGGGAAUACACCUACAGUGUCUUCUUCUGCCCCAACGAAAGGAUACACAUCUCCACACCCAACAAAUACGAGUACCAGUACGUGAAGAAGCCUGGACGCAUGACGCACUUCGAGGCGGCGGUGAAGACCCACAACGACGCCCACUUCGCCCUGUCGGCCAGCCCCCACGACAGCGCCGAGAUGGUAGAGAUAGUGCUGGGCGGUAGGCAGAACACUCGCUCCUGGAUCUCGCUGGGAAAGAUGGGCGACCCGGUGGCCAGCGCCGUCACACCCGGCAUCCUCUCCUGGGACGAGUUCCGCAGUUUCUGGAUCAGCUGGAAGGGCGGCGUGGUCCAGGUUGGCCACGGUGUGCAGCCCUCCAACGACACGGUGAUCAUGCAGUGGGGGGGGGCCCUGCUGGCUCAGGUGCGGCACGUGGGAUUCUCCACCGGCUGGGGCUCCGUGGGGGAGUUCAAGAUCUGGCGCAAGGAGGAUGUGGACGAGAACCACAACGAGGCGUUCACCCUGGGGGUCCCGCACAAUGUGGUGCCUGGAUCGGAGAGGGCCACAGCCUCCAUGAUCGGGGAUGUUAUGGGUCCUACGCUCAACAACCUGGACAACCUGCUGCGGCUCCCCUUCGGCUGCGGUGAGCAGAACAUGAUCCACUUCGCACCCAACGUCUUCGUGCUGAAGUAUCUGCAGAAGACCCAGCAGCUGAGCCCCGAGGUCGCGGCCGAGGCCACAGACUACCUGCUGCAAGGUUACCAGAGACAGCUAACCUAUAAGCGGCAGGAUGGCUCCUACAGCGCCUUUGGCGAGAGGGACUCAUCCGGCAGCAUGUGGUUGACGGCCUUCGUCCUGAAGUCCUUCUCUCAGUCACGCGGGUUCAUCUUCAUCGACCCGGAGGAGCUGCAGGCUGCCAAGGCCUGGCUGAUCAGACACCAGCGAGAGGAGGGCUCCUUCCCAGCUAUGGGCAGGAUCCUCAACAAAGACCUCCAGGGUGGGAUUCAUGGGAAAAUUUCCUUGACUGCAUAUGUGGUGACGGCCCUCCUGGAGACGGGGAUAUCUACUGAGGAGGAGAAGAUGGCAGUAUCCAAGGCCAGGGGCUUCCUGGAGGCUAACGCUUACUCCGCCGAUGACCCGUACACCGCGGCUCUGUCGGCCUACGCCUUGGCGCUUCUACGCAGCCCCUAUGCCCCCCUCGCCCUGCGGCGGCUCAACCACAUGGCUAUCACACAGGAUGGUUUCACCCACUGGAGCCUGACUGGCAGCACGGUGACAGAUGAGGACACCUUCAUGGGCUUCAGUGACGGCCUGUCUCAGUCAGUCGUGUCAGCGGAGGUUGAAAUGACCGCCUACGGCUUGCUCACCUACUCGCUGCUGGGGGACGUGGCGUCCGCCCUGCCCGUGGUGAAGUGGCUCUCCCAGCAGAGGAAUUCCCUUGGUGGUUUCUCCUCUACACAGGACACAUGCGUGGCCCUGCAGGCUUUAUCAGAAUAUGCCAUCCUGUCAUACAUGGGCGGAGUCAACCUGACCAUCUCCCUGGCCUCCACCAAUCUGGACUUCCAGGAAACCUUCGAACUGCAUAGAGGCAACAAAAAGAUCCUGCAGAGCGCCAAGCUGUGUGAAGAAGAACCUCAAUUAGCAUGUGUGACACGUGCCCUUUUCAUGGGACUUUAUCCGUUUACCUUUUGUUUGAGGGUUUUGCUGCAUGACGACUUGGGAAAAUGUUCCCUCCGCUUGUUUUGUCUUUGUCUCCCCAGGUGGCUUCACUCCGGCUCCUCCAACAUGGCCGUGUUAGAGGUGCCGCUUCUGUCUGGCUUCCGUGCCAACGUGGAGAGCUUAGAGAAGCUGUUGAUGGACAAACGGGUCGGCCUGAAAAGGUACGAGGUGGACGGAAGGAAGGUUCUCUUCUACUUCGACGAGAUCCCCAGUCAGUGCAUGACCUGUGUCAGUUUCCAGGCCGUCAGGGAGUACAUUGUGGGCAAGACGGCGCCCAUGCCUGUCAAGGUCUAUGACUAUUAUGAACCAGCGUUUGAGGCCACGCGGUUCUACAACGUGAGCGAGAACAGCCCCUUGGCCCGCGAGCUGUGCGACGGCACCACCUGCAACGAGGUGGAAAGCUCUGCUAACCAGUGGAAAGGAUUUGCACAGGGGAACCAGUGCAACAAUGUCUUUGGCUGUCCGGAAGAGGAGCACUUUGAGCGCUGCACCUGCUACCAGGACUGCGGAUACGAUGGCGACCCAGUGUGCGGCUCCGAUGGUCAGCUCUACCAGAACCAGUGCCAGAUGGAGGCGGCCGCCUGCCGCAACGGGACCCACAUCCAGCAGAUGCCCCUGGCCCAGUGCCCCCAGAUAGAGCCAGCUGCAGAGGAACGGCAGCCAGUGACAAGGCCGAUGCAAGUGCAGGAACCUGAGGCCACACAGACAGGAAAAGAGGAGCAUGAGUCACUAGCGGAAGCGUCAGACUACUUCUAUGAAUACGGCGCGGAGAGCGAGCCCUUCCCUGCAGAGGAGGACGAUGGCAGCCAGACGGAAGGACCCCACGACAGCCUGUUGCACCCGGUGGACACCAAGGACACCCCUGAGCGAUGAAGUGCCCCCCCCCCCACCCCCUGGGCCACAGCGCAAGACAUUCCUCAGCUGUACAGUGCUUGUAAAUAAACCACGGUGAGGGGAGAGUGAAGAGGAACAGGGUUGGGGGGGGGGGAGUGAGAGGCACGGGGAGAGCAGAGCGUGUGGGCGGGAGAAGUUUGCUCAGAUCGACAAUUCCGGCCGUCUUUUACACCCCCACCUUACCCUCACCAGCAAGCGUCCCUUUAUUCUGUGUCUGUAUGAUGUUUCAUAUAAUCUCCAGCGUAAACGAACAAGUAUUUAUGUUUGUAAUUAUACUUGAGUUAAAACAAA
This is a messenger RNA of Paramormyrops kingsleyae, 6350 nucleotides long. Lineage: Eukaryota; Metazoa; Chordata; Actinopteri; Osteoglossiformes; Mormyridae. The record is from RefSeq and is a predicted model, not a curated record.